Molecule: messenger RNA, 1338 nt
Organism: Penicillium canescens
Lineage: Eukaryota; Fungi; Ascomycota; Eurotiomycetes; Eurotiales; Aspergillaceae
Exons: 2
Coding region: 1-1338 (445 amino acids)
Biological process (GO): secondary metabolite biosynthetic process
Molecular function (GO): FAD binding
Source: RefSeq, a predicted model, not a curated record
AUGACUCGACCCGCCAACAGCCCAUUCGAGGUCGCCAUCGUCGGCGGCGGUAUCACUGGCUUAGCCCUCGCUGUCGGGCUGUUGAAGCGCAAUGUUAGCUUCACCAUUUACGAACGAGCCGAGAAUUUUGGUGAGUUGGGCGUUGGCAUCACCUUCACGCCCAACGCGCAGCGCGCCAUGGAGGCGCUGGAUCCAUGCGUCCUCCAAAGCUUUACCAAUGUGGCGAGUGCGCCGUCAGGUGGAACGAUCGAUUUUGUGGACGGUGUUCGUGAACAAGGGAGCGAAGAUCCUCGCACAUCAACCGCAGCAUUGUUGUUUCAGCUUCACGUAAAGGGAGGCUACAAGGCGUGUCGGCGGUGCGACUUUGUCGACCAAAUUGUUCAACAUAUCCCGAAAGACCGUGUUCGAUACCGGAAAUGGCUAGAUUCAAUUGAGACAGACGAUGAAUCCGGGAGGGCAGUUCUAAAAUUCAGGGAUGGCGAAACUGCCCAGGCUGAUGUGGUCAUUGGUUGCGAUGGGAUCAGAUCUCAAGUCCGCGCGUCCAUGUUCGGAACCGACGAACUUGGUCCUCGGGCCCAGUACUCACACCAACUAGGAUACCGUGGUAUGGUGCCUUUGGCGCAAGCAACCGCUGUACUCGGCCCAGAAAAGACUUCCAGUGCGAUACUGCAUACCGGCCCAGGCGCAUUUGUACUCACUAUCCCCCUCGCCGAGGUGCAUGCAAUGCACAUCGAGGCUUUCAUCAUGGAUAAGGAGGAAUGGCCAGAGAUUCAAACAAAUAGCGAUAGCAAGAGAUAUGUACUCCCGGCGACGCGGGACGAGGCAACCAAAGCAUUUGUCGAAUUUGGUCCAACUGUCCGGUCAGCUGUGUCGAUGUUCCCGGAAAAGCUAGAAAAAUGGGCCGUGUUUGAUAUGCUAGAAGCACCAGUCCCGAUGUUUGCCAAGGGCCGUGUGUGCUUAGCUGGGGAUGCCGCACAUGCCUCGACGCCAAACCAGGGAGGCGGAGCUGAAUUUGGGAUAGAAGACGCUCUGAUUCUCGCAGAGGUAUUGGCUGUGUUGGCGAAGGCACCGAUUGUCUCAGGUGUGGUGGCAUCUGAAGCAUUGGCCGUGUACAGUGAGGUACGGUACGAACGGUCACAGUGGCUGGUUCGGAGUAGCAGGCGAACAGGUGAACUGUGUACUUGGAAGGAUCGUGACUGGGGGCUGGCAGCUGAAGAGCUGAGUCGUGAUAUCAUUAGCCGUAGUCAUCAGUUAUGGGAUCAUGAUACUGCUGGCAUGGUAAGCGAUGCUUUGGCUAUCUUGGGAGAGCGAAUUCGGGGCGCAGACACUGCAUUCUGA